UGCUGCUAGAUGCUUCAAAAGAAAGAGCUCCAACAUGGCUCCACCUUGGAUUGUUGGAUUAGUGUGGCUGAUUUGCAGCUCCAUCACUCAAUGUGAGUCUGUCAAGGAAGCUAACGCAGUCCCUAAUAAGAGCUGUAACCGUCCAUCAUGUAUGAGAAAAACAUAUGACAUUCGCGAGGCUGUGUGCUGUGAGGAUCAACUUCAUACAGAGCCAGGACUGUCAUGUUGUGGAAAACAGCCUUUCAACCCUGCUCUAGCCACUUGCUGUCAAGUAACACUUGGAAGCACAUUAUCAGCCAAAGUAACACAGGAUUUAAGUGAAACAGUGUCAGCCUGCUGUGGACUGGAGGCUUACAACCCACUCAACCAAAUGUGCUGUGAUUCAGCCAUUGUAGCCAAACCUGUUCCGAUGGCUCACUGUUGUGGAAAAAGGGCUUAUGAUAAGGAAAAGCAGAUGUGCUGUGGGGCCGAGCCCAACAGGAUGGUCCUGACAAGCACGUCUAAUAACCACCGGUGCUGUUCUCACGAGCAGUUUGACACCAUGACUCACUGCUGCUGUGAAAUGCCUGAUGGUCUCAAAAUACAACCCAUUCUAUCAUCUUGCUGUGUGAAAGAGUCAGAAAUUCUGGCAAGCGUGACGAAAACUGCUCCAAAGGCCCAGUACUGUGAUAAAGACGCUUUUGAUCCGGACACACACCUGUGCUGCGGUCCGGAUCAGAAAAGGAAGAUCCUGCCCUGGAAGUCCAGCCACCACAAGUGCUGUGGUCAAGAGCAGUAUGACAGUAAGACUGAGUGCUGUUGUGAGACUGAAGUUCUCCAGAUAAAACCCAUCAAUUCCAUCUGCUGUGCACACGAGUUAGGUGUGCGCCCGCAGACACCGAUUCCUCAGCCCAAGUGCACUGAGCCACACACACGUGUCUGUGGUUCAUCAUGUUACAACCCCCAUGAAUUUCAGUGCUGUGAGAGAGAGCAUACAACACGUCACUUCAACUCAGACAGAUGUGAUGCCACCCCCACAGUGUAUGACCCACACACACAAGUCUGCUGCGAUGGAUGUUUAUCAAAGAAGGAGCCCUGGAUACAUCAAUGCUGUGGACAGACGGCGUAUGGCUUUGCAGAACGCAGAGUUCUGUGCUGUAACAGCACCUUGUACAAGGACAUAGAAGAUGGAGAGGAAUGUUCAGACGCCAAUAUUCCUUUUAAUCCUACUAAAGGGACUCUAUGUUGUUCUCAGUUUCAUGGCUCACCUGGACAACACUGCUGUGGGACAGAAACGUACCUGCCUCAACACGAGAUCUGCUGCGAUGGUCAUAGACAUCGUAAAGGUGAACACAUUCAUUGUUGUGGAAUUCACGCAUACAACAUUAAUGACCCGAGGAAGUGCUGUGCAGGGACACUCCAUAACCUGACAUCAUUAGGCAGCUACGGGAAAGACGCCCAGUGCUGCGGAUCCAUUCUUCAAAAGAACCAAGAUGUUUGCUGCUCAGGUGUGGACAAGGAGGUGCACUACUCUAAGAAGAGCGGACACAGAUGCUGCGGUCACCUCUACUAUGACACGUCUCUGUGGUCGUGCUGUGCCGAGAAGCUGAGUCCUUUACACCAACCAGGACAGGCCAAGAUGAAUGAUGAAUUCAGGUAUCUGUCAGUGAACAAUCUGAACUCUGAAGAUCUUCGCAAAGAAAUGAAUAUCGGGACCGUGGAAAGUGUAUCUCUGCACAGUGUCGUGUUCCGCGAUGUGAUGAAAAUUGACGCAGUGAGCUGCACUGCCAAAGCUUUGGCGUUGCCUUACAUCCUGAAAACACCUGAUCGUUGCAACAAACCUAAACUGAUCCCUGGCAGGACCUACUUCUUUGAUGAAGUUCAUGUCUUCCCUGGUUCCAUCCACAACCCUUUUCAGUGGCUCCAUUUAAUUAGUUCCAAAUGUCUUACCACUUUUUGACAUUGCGGUUUUUCUGCUGAAGAACAUAUUUGAAUAAUAUCAUCACUCAUCAUGUGGUUCUAUUCUCAGCAGUCGCACAGCGGAUACUCUUAACUAAGUGUGGGUGUAGAACAAAUCUAAGUUAUUUAACCGCUAUUUAUCAAGAGGAAGAAGAAUGCCUUAAAUUGUUGCAUCUGACCUCGCAGGUAAUCUGACCCGAAAGCAGACAUUAAGAAUAGUUUAUAGAAAAAGGCAAUUUUCUCCCUGAUUGUCUCAUUUAACGUUGUUGGUCAUUAAGAUGCAGUAAUAUUAGAACGAGACUGUUUCAUAACCAGUUAAAAACUCUUUGGCUUUAACUGCAGCCUCUUGUCAGAUAGCAUCAUCAUCACUGUUUCCUUUACGGACCACCCAGCCCCACGUUUUGUGUGACGAACUAUUUCUUCUUUUGUUACAUAACUAGUAGCGUUAGCACUUUUAAUGAGAACACCCAUGUGAAACACGAUGCAUGUCUUUUUUUUUUUUAAACUGUUCUCAAAGACUAUGAACCUGCCUUUAUUUAACAUCUCAUGGAGGAAUUGUAUUAUUGUUUACUUCUAUUAUCUACAGCUACUGAGUUUCACUUAGCAAUAACUGACCCUGCUUUUCACUGACGACAUCAAUCACUACUGUAUCGGUGCUUUACAUUGUGACGUAUUCAUAAGACUGCAGUAUUGUCUCAGAAUAUACAGGUAAAACCUCGAGCAGUAAAAGCUGUGUCCUCUGCUGAAAAGUUCAGUCUCCAAACUAAUGUUGAUUUCAUCUAAGCUAAACAGCUAUCGGUGAAUAUUUCUCAGAGUCACUCUUUAUUAGUUUAAUGCUAAUCUAAUUCUUAUAUUACUGUUUGUCUGCAUUUAUUGUUCCAUUUUAUCCUCAGUUGCAUUCAGAUUGCAUCAUUUUUUCAAGUGAGUGUCUGGGUCAUAGCGAGUCAUAGGAAACACAUCUUUGUGUUUGAUGCUUUAUUUUUCUUAGUCAUAAAACUAUUUAUACUACGAAUCAAAAAAUGUGUUAUAUUUUUAACAAAGGUGCUGUCUAGAGAAAACCUAAAUUUAGUGGAUUUAUACAUAUUCUAUUGCAUGUUGAUUUUUAAUAUGUUAAAAAAGCUUUGUGCCUGUUUCUGAUAAAUAAAACUGU
Molecule: messenger RNA, 3088 nt
Organism: Hippoglossus stenolepis (Pacific halibut)
Lineage: Eukaryota; Metazoa; Chordata; Actinopteri; Pleuronectiformes; Pleuronectidae
Exons: 17
Coding region: 35-1939 (634 amino acids)
Source: RefSeq, a predicted model, not a curated record